UCAACGACCCUCCCAUCACAGACGACCUUCCUGUCACCAACGACGACCUUCCCAAGAUGGCUUCCGACUCCGCCUCUGAUGACAGCAAGUUCCUGCGGCAGGACCACGACUUCAGGAACAGUGGUGUGGGGCAGGCUGAUUGGUCGGCCAAGAAGAUGGUGUGGAUCCCGUCAGAGAAGGAGGGGUUUGAGGCCGCCAGCAUUAAGGAAGAGAAGGGAGACGAUGUGCUGGUAGAGUUGGCUAACGGUAGGAAAGCGACAGUCAACAAGGAUGAUAUCCAAAAGAUGAACCCUCCUAAGUUCAGUAAAGUGGAGGACAUGGCAGCUCUUACCUGUCUCAACGAGGCCUCUCUCCUCCACAACCUCAGAGAGAGGUACUUCUCCAGCCUAAUCUACACGUAUUCAGGUCUGUUCUGUGUGGUGGUGAACCCCUAUAAGAUGCUUCCUAUCUACUCAGAGAAAAUCAUUGAGAUUUAUAAGGGGAAGAAACGUCACGAGGUUCCUCCUCAUAUCUACUCCAUCACUGAUAACGCUUACAGGAACAUGAUGCAAGACCGUGAGGACCAGUCCAUUCUGUGCACAGGUGAGUCAGGAGCGGGCAAGACAGAGAACACUAAGAAGGUGAUCCAGUAUCUAGCGGUGGUGGCUUCUUCUCACAAAGGCAGCAAGAAGGACCCUGGAGCUGAUGCACCAACACUAGUCAAGGGGGAGCUAGAGAAGCAGCUGCUGCAGGCUAACCCCAUCCUGGAAGCCUUCGGGAAUGCCAAGACCAUCAAGAACGACAACUCCUCACGAUUCGGGAAGUUUAUUAAACUCAACUUUGACGUGACUGGAUACAUCGUUGGAGCCAACAUCGAUACCUACCUGCUGGAGAAGUCUCGCUGUAUCCGCCAAGCCAAGAUAGAGAGAGCCUUUCAUAUAUUUUACUACAUGGUGGCCGGAGCGAAGGACCAGCUAAAGGAGGAGCUGUUACUGGAGGGUUUCGGGGCGUACCGGUUCCUGGUGGCAGGUCAUGUGGAGGUGCCUGGUCAGGAAGAUGAUCAGAUGUUCAUAGAAACACUGGAGGCCAUGGAGAUCAUGGGUUUCUCUGAGGAUGAGAGGACAGGCAUGAUGAAGGUGGUCUCUACUGUGCUCCAGCUGGGGAACAUUACCUUCAACAAGGAGAGGAACAAUGAGCAGGCCACCAUGCCCGACAACACAGCGGCCCAGAAAGUGUGCCACCUGCAGGGUAUCAACGUGACAGACUUCACCCGUGCCGUCCUCACCCCCCGCAUCAAGGUGGGCAGAGAGGUGGUGCAGAAGGCUCAGACCAAGGAACAGGCUGACUUUGCCAUCGAGGCCCUGGCGAAGGCCAUGUAUGAGCGGUUGUUCAGAUGGAUCCUAGCGAGGGUGAAUAAGACUCUGGAUAAGGCCAAACGUAAAGGAGCAUCAUUCCUGGGGAUCCUAGACAUCGCUGGCUUCGAAAUCUUUGAGGACAACUCGUUUGAGCAGCUGUGCAUCAACUACACCAACGAACGUCUGCAGCAGCUGUUCAACCACACCAUGUUCGUCCUGGAGCAGGAGGAGUACAAGAGAGAGGGGAUCGACUGGGCCUUCAUAGACUUCGGCCUGGACCUGCAGCCCUGCAUAGAGCUCAUCGAGAGACCGAACAACCCUCCAGGUAUCUUGGCUCUGUUAGAUGAGGAGUGCUGGUUCCCUAAAGCCACCGACCUGUCCUUCGUUGAGAAGCUGAUGAACACACACACGUCCCACUGCAAGUUCUCCAAACCCAAAUCACUCAAAGACAAGACUACCUUCUCUGUUCUCCACUACGCCGGCAGGGUGGACUACAACGGGGCCAGCUGGUUGACUAAGAACAUGGACCCUCUGAAUGACAACGUGACGGCUCUCCUCAACAACUCAUCCAACCCCUUCAUACAGGACCUCUGGAAGGAUGUGGACCGUGUGGUGGGUCUGGAGACCAUUACUAAGAUGUCAGAGAGCUCGGCCCCCAGCGCCACUAAGUCUAAGAAGGGCAUGUUCAGGACAGUGGGUCAGCUCUACAAGGAAUCCCUGGGCAAACUGAUGACCACGCUGAACAACACACAGCCCAACUUCAUACGCUGUAUCAUCCCCAACCACGAGAAGAGGGCAGGAAAGAUGGAUGCUAACCUGGUUCUGGAGCAGUUGAGGUGUAACGGGGUUCUGGAAGGGAUCCGGAUCUGCAGACAGGGCUUCCCCAACCGCAUCGUGUUCCAAGAGUUCCGACAACGCUAUGAGAUCCUAGCAGCCAACUGCAUCCCUAAGGGUUUCAUGGACGGGAAACAGGCUUGUCAACUAAUGAUGAAACACCUGGACCUGGAUCCUAAUCUGUUCCGUAUCGGUCAGAGUAAGAUGUUCUUCAGAACAGGAGUGUUAGCCCAGCUGGAGGAGGAGAGGGACAUUAAACUGACCGUGGUCAUCAUCGCCUUCCAGGCCCACGCUAGGAGCUUCCUCGCACGCAAAGCGUUUAGCAAGCGUCAGGCCCAGCUGACUGCUAUGAAGGUGAUUCAGAGGAACUGUGCCGUCUACCUGGUCCUGAAGAACUGGCAGUGGUGGAGACUCUUCACCAAGGUGAAGCCCCUCCUCCAGGUGACUCGACAGGAAGAGGAAAUGGGUCAGAAGGAGGAGGAGCUGAAGUCUGCCAAGGAUCUGGCUCAGAAGAGCCAGGCGGAACUGAAGGAGAUCUCCCAGAAACACACACAGGUAGUAGAGGAGCGAGCUAAACUGGAGCAAAAGCUUCAGGCGGAGACAGAGUUAUAUGCUGAGGCAGAGGAGAUGAGGGUUCGUCUGGAGGCCAAGAAGCAGGAGCUGGAGGAGGUGCUCCAUGAGAUGGAGGCGCGGCUGGAGGAGGAGGAGGAGAGCGCCACACAGCUACAGCAGGAGAGGAAAGACAUGCAGCAGCGACUACAGGCCAUGGAGGCCCAGCUGUCGGAGGAAGAGGACUCUCGUCAGAAGCUGCAGCUGGAGAAGGUGACUGUUGAGGGGAAGGUCAAGAAACUGGAGGAGGACGUUCUCAUCAUGGAAGACCAGAAUAACAAACUACUCAAGGAGCGUAAGCUGUUGGAGGAGAGAGUAGCAGACUCCUGCUCUAACCUGGCUGAGGAAGAGGAGAAGUCUAAGAACCUGACCAAGCUGAAGAACAAACACGAGUCUAUGAUCUCAGACCUGGAGGUGCGUAUGAAGAAGGAGGAGAAGGGCAGGCAGGAUGUAGAGAAGGCCAAGAGGAAGCUGGAGACGGAGCUGUCUGAUCUCCAGGAGCAGCUGGCCGACCUGCAGGCCCAGAUAGCCGAGCUCAGAGCACAGCUCGCCACCAAGGAGGAGGAGCUACUGGCCACACAGGCCAGGGUGGAGGAGGAGUCAGCUGGUUGUGUUGCGGCGGAGCGGCGUGUCAGGGAGCUGGAGGGGCUGUUAGGUGAGAUCCAGGAGGACCUGGAGUCAGAGGGGGCUGCCAGGAGGAAGGCUGAUGCAGCCUGUAGAGACCUGGGAGAGGAGCUGAACGCUCUGAGGUCUGAGCUGGAAGACACACUGGAUACCACCGCUGUACAGCAGGAGCUAAGGGCGAAGCGAGAGCAGGAGGUAGCCAUGUUGAAGAAGGUGAUGGAGGAGGAAGGGAGGAACCAUGAAGCUCAGGUUCAGGAGAUGAGACAGAAACACACACAGACUGUUGAGGAACUGUCUGAACAUCUGGAGCAGGCCAAGAGGGUACGAGCCAGUCUAGAGAAGGCUAAGCAGGGAUUGGAGAAGGAGUCAUCUGACCUCAGCGCAGACCUCCAUUCAUUGGCCAAUGCCAAGCAGGAAGUGGAGCACAAGAAGAAGAAGGUCGAAGGUCAGCUGUCAGACUUGCAGUCGCGCCACAACGACAGUGAGAGACAGAGGGGGGAGCUGGGAGAACGAGUCUCUAAGAUGACCUCUGAGUUGGACAGUGUGAGCAGUCUGCUGAAUGAGGUGGAGGGGAAGAACAUUAAACUGAGUAAAGACGUGGCCACUCUGGGGACCCAGCUACAGGACUCUCAGGAGUUGUUGGCAGAGGAGACUCGUCAGAAGCUGAACCUGUCAGGUCGUCUACGCCAGACAGAGGAUGACAGGAACAACCUUCUAGAACAGCUGGAGGAAGAGACAGAGGCCAAGAGAGGGGUGGAGAGACAGGCCUCCAGCCUCAACAUGCAGCUGUCUGACUGUAAGAAACGUCUGGAUGAGCAGCAGGGGACAGUGGAACUGCUGGAGGAGGGGAAGAAACGCCUGCAGAGAGACCUGGAGGCUGCCAACUCACAGUAUGAGGAGAAGGCGUGUGCCUACGAUAAACUGGAGAAGAACAGGAGCAGACUACAGCAGGAACUGGAGGACAUUCUGAUGGACCUGGACAACCAGAGAACCUUGGUCUCCAACCUGGAGAAGAAACAGAGGAAGUUUGACCAGAUGCUAGCGGAGGAGCGUUCCAUCUCCAGUAAGUAUGCUGAGGAGCGUGACCGAGCAGAGGCGGAGGCCAGGGAGAAGGAGACGCGGGCGCUGGCUCUGGGGAGGGCCUUGGAGGAGGUGCAGGGCUCCCUGGAGGAGCAGGAGAGGAGCAACAAGGCCCUCAGGGUAGAGAUGGAGGACCUGGUCAGCUCCAAGGACGACGUCGGGAAGAACGUCCAUGAGCUGGAGAAGGCUAAGCGAGGUCUGGAGGCGGUGUUGGAUGAGAUGCAUACCCAGAUGGAGGAGCUGGAGGAUGAACUACAGGUUGCGGAGGACGCUAAGCUACGUCUGGAGGUCAACAUGCAGGCCAUGAAGACACAGCAUGACAGAGAUCUACAGGGACAUGAUGAACAGGGGGAGGAGAGGAGGAAACAACUACUGAAACAGGUGCGUGAGCUGGAGGGUGAGCUGGAGGAGGAGAGGAGGCAGCGUGCGGUGGCGACAGCAGGGAGGAAGAAGCUGGAAGGAGAGGUGAAGGAUCUGGAGGACCAGGUGGAAGCCACCAGUAGGGGGCGUGACGAGGCCGUCAAACAGCUACGCAAGAUACAGGCCCAGAUGAAGGAGCUCCAGAGGGAGGUGGAGGAUUCCCGUGCAGCCCAGAAGGAGGUACUGUCCUCGGCCAGAGAGUCAGAGAGGAGAGCCAAGACUCUGGAGGCCGGCUUCAUGCAGCUACAGGAGGAGUUGGCUGCAGCAGAGAGGGCUCGUAAGCAGGCCGAGACAGAGAGAGAUGAGAUGUCUGAGGAUCUGGCCAGCAACUCUGGGAAGUCUAUGAUGUCUGAUGAGAAGCGUCGUCUUGAGGCUAAGAUCACCCAGCUAGAGGAAGAGCUGGAGGAGGAGCAGGCCAACAUGGAGAUCCUCAACGACCGCCUCCGGAAGACACAACAACAGGUGGACCAGUUGAGCAGUGAGCUGCAGGCUGAGCGUAGUUCCUCCCAGAGCAGUGAGGGCACCAGACAGCAGCUGGAGAGGCAGAACAAGGAUCUGAAGGUCAAGCUACAGGAGAUGGAGGGUCAGGGGAGGUCAAAGUUCAAAUCCUCCAUCGCCACCCUGGAGGCCAAAUUACACCAGCUGGAGGAGCAGCUGGAGCUGGAGAACAGAGAGAGACAGGCCAGCGCUAAAGGGAUGCGUCAGAAAGAGAAGAAACUGAAGGAUCUGACCAUCCAGAUGGAGGAUGAGAGGAAACAGGCAGAGCAGUACAAGGACCAGGCGGAGAAGGCUAACGUGCGUGUGAAGCAGCUGAAGCGUCAGCUGGAGGAGGCGGAGGAGGAGUCUCAACGGGUUGCCGCGGGACGCAGGAAGUUACAGAGGGAACUGGACGAGGCCUCCGAGGCCAACGACGCCCUCAGUAGGGAGGUGUCCGCCCUCAAGAGCAAACUGAGGCGAGGAGGAGGAGGAGGAGGAGGGGAGUCAUCUUUCAGCAGCAGUCCUCGUCGCGUGGGGAGCAUUGGGAAUGUCAGCCUCAGUGGGACUGGGAGCCGGAGGAGCAGAGCUGGGAAUAAUGGAGGGAAUGUUGGGAAUUCUGAGAACACAAACGACGUUCCAGAAGAGGAGGAGCCUCUGUUCUCGUCCACCCCGCCUCCGGAGGACGUCAACGGAACCCUGCCAGAAGAGUAGAGGGACAAAGUGACACCCCUCCUUUUAAACACUGUCCAUCCUCCUCUCUCUCUCUCCUUCCCUGAGUUCCCUCAAUCCCUCCCUUGUUCCCGCUCUCCUUUCUUCCUCCUUCCACUCCUCCCUUCUUCCUUCCCCUUCCUCCCAUCCCUACUAAUAUUCUUAUACCCCGCCCCCUUUUAUGCAUCACCUAUCUGUGACAGUAGCUUGGAUUGUGUCACCAAAAUGUCACAAAGUACCGUGUGAGCUGUUUUAAACUGAAUUUAUAUCUUAUUGCAGAGGUCUUAAUAUAUAUCUGAGGUUAUAGCUUAUUGCAGAGGUCUUAAUAUAUAUCUGAAGUUAUAGACACUAAAGAUUGUUUUUCUCUAUGCACUUUUAUUUUAUUAUAUUUUUCUAGCAGUGGCUAUAUUUUAGAAGAAACUCAUUUAAUAAUCUGGGAAUCUCAUUGUGAAUUGAGUUUUAUAAAGUAAACCAUCAAACCCACGGACAAUACUUUCUUAGAUAAAUUCAAUCAAAUAUUAGGCUGUGUCCUCUGCCUUUGUUUUCAUUUAUGAUGAGUUCCUUACCAACACACACACACAAAUACUACUACUGCUACUACUACUACUACUACUACUACUACUACGUUGACAUAAAGGUUCACAUAAAAUUAUGUUGCUUAUUCUACAUUCAUAUACAAUCAAACUAGCCUGAUCCCAGAUCUGUUUGUGCCAUCAUGUCAACUCAUUGUAACUGAUGAUGACACAGACAGACUGGUACCCAGACUACAAUAGCCUGCAUGGCUUUUAGCACCAUUCAGGGUCAAGGGUUAUUAAAAUGAACAUCAGGUUGAAUUGUUUGUGAAAACACCUAAAUAUCUAUUAUAAAUGCUAUAAAACUACUUUCAAUCCCCACAAUCUUGUGUUCUUGUCUGUGGAUUUUGUUCAACAGCAAAAGACGGCACUUUCACUAAGUCAGUUUUA
Molecule: messenger RNA, 7048 nt
Organism: Coregonus clupeaformis (lake whitefish)
Lineage: Eukaryota; Metazoa; Chordata; Actinopteri; Salmoniformes; Salmonidae
Product: myosin-11-like
Exons: 44
Coding region: 57-6089 (2010 amino acids)
Cellular component (GO): myosin complex
Molecular function (GO): cytoskeletal motor activity; ATP binding; actin filament binding
Source: RefSeq, a predicted model, not a curated record